Molecule: messenger RNA, 735 nt
Organism: Cryphonectria parasitica EP155
Lineage: Eukaryota; Fungi; Ascomycota; Sordariomycetes; Diaporthales; Cryphonectriaceae
Exons: 2
Coding region: 1-735 (244 amino acids)
Source: RefSeq, a predicted model, not a curated record
AUGGAUGGACUGCAGGCCAUUUUCGGUAGAUACAGCCCAGAGCUGGAGCUGCUUUUUCGCAUCGCCAUCUUCACACCUUUCAUACCCAAGUCGAUGAAGCACCUCAAGCCCAAGACGAACAAAGCGAAGAAUUUCCCAUACAUUCCCAUGCUUGUCCACCUGGUCACAGGCCCUCUUCAGUUCAUCCGUUACUACGCCAAGUACGUGACAACUCGCACAUAUCCGUUGCCAGACGAAGUAGAUUUCGUUCUGAUGUCGCUUUUUCUCCUCUCAUCCGCGCUGCUGCAAAUCUCACGGUCCAAGGCAAACUCUACCAUUAUCAAGACAACAUUUCAGACAACAGUCAUCCAACAAGGAGUGCCAUUCUUUCUGGGCUAUCACUGGAACGAUGCCAAUCUCUUCCGGCUCAGCGUGCAACUUCUGAACUGGUUCUCGUGGUUCCGCAUCACACACCGUGUCCUCCCACGCGUCGUCCCACAUCGAUUCAAAGGACUGGGGAAAUAUGUGGUUUGUUACGAAGCAACCCUCGUCUUGUCUAGUUGUGUUGCUAUGUGGGAAGUGGGUUAUCCUGGCGGCGUUGGGGCGUUCCUGGGGAUAUUGACCGUACUCUUGUCCCUUGAGCGGACACUUACUAGAAAUAUUGCUAGCAUGCAGGAGAGGCAUAUGUUGCGGCGGCUACUCGUUAACUUGGGCUUGGUUGAUUUCGAAAUCCUGCGCCCUCACAAGUCGGAGUAG